This is a messenger RNA of Blumeria graminis f. sp. triticale, 234 nucleotides long. The record is from the annotation of a GenBank genome assembly. Lineage: Eukaryota; Fungi; Ascomycota; Leotiomycetes; Helotiales; Erysiphaceae.
AUGCCACAGCAGGAGGAGCACGAGGAUGAGGAGGCAGCUCCUUCGACAGAUGCUGAGCCGCCUGCUACGAUUUAUCAAGCACUAAAUGACCUCAAGCGCCUGCUCAGCAUCAAGGAGUAUGAGCCAGAUGGCAACUCCAUGGAGCUCACGAUACUGAUGCACAUAGAAAGAAGCCUCCAGCAGCAGGUAAAGCUUAAUAGAAGUCAAGAGACAUUAAAUGGCUGGCUUACAUAA